AUGCGCCGGACACUACGACUCUUUGCCGCCGUCAAGCCGGUCCGCUACCUCGAGGCCGGCAACCCGACCGGCCUCACGGGUCUGUACACGCACAGCUCGCCGCGCUCGUCGCUGCUCUACCUUUACAGCUCGACCCUCGACAAGCUCAAGGCCGCGCCCGAGUCGUCGCUCUACCGCCAGUCCAUCGAGGCCCUGACCAAGCACCGCAUGGCCAUUGUCGCCGCCGCUGAGCCCCCCGGAUACAAGGAGUGGCAGACCCGCGCCCAAAAGGUCCUCAAGGAGAACCCCGAGGGCUUCAACAUUGCUUCCGAGGCCGCCAUUGACGGCGCCCAGGCCCAGAUCAUCACCAAGGGCGACCAGACCUUCCUGCUGCGCCACGACCCGCAGGUCAAGGACGAGCGCUACGAGGAGUGGGACGGCGAGCUUGACGAGGGUGGUGAGCGCGAGGGUCUGCGUUCCGAGGCUGAGCGCGCCGAUGCCGAUCUCAUCUUCUCGAGGAAGCCCCUCGAGCUCAAGCAGUCCCAGGUCAAGUGGGAGCCCGAGCCCCAACUGACCGCCGACCAGGUCGAGGAGAUUGAGCAGAAGAUUGGUGCUGGUUUGAUUGAGGAGGUUGUGCAGAUGGCAGAGAGCGAGCUCAAGCUCGUCGACUACAUGCUCCAGGCUAAGCCAUGGGAGGAGCUGGAGGAGAAGCCCGUCGAGGGCCAGUGGACAUACUUCGACCGCAACUAG
Pestalotiopsis fici W106-1 is the source of this 729-nucleotide messenger RNA. RefSeq lists its product as uncharacterized. NCBI's taxonomy places the organism in Eukaryota, Fungi, Ascomycota, Sordariomycetes, Amphisphaeriales, Sporocadaceae. Gene Ontology annotation, biological process: respiratory electron transport chain. The coding region runs from base 1 to 729 and encodes 242 amino acids. The transcript has 3 exons. The record is from RefSeq and is a predicted model, not a curated record.